Messenger RNA from Rhizophagus irregularis DAOM 181602=DAOM 197198, 249 nucleotides. The record is from RefSeq and is a predicted model, not a curated record. NCBI's taxonomy places the organism in Eukaryota, Fungi, Glomeromycota, Glomeromycetes, Glomerales, Glomeraceae.
AUGGAUUAUCAUAGGAAUAAUAAUGAAUUUUUUGCGGCUCUUGUACGUAAAUUUACACAAGAACGACUUCCUGAAAGAAGACCAGCAGAUUACAAGCGUAUAGAACAUCUAUAUACAAAGAGUCGCCUCCCAGGUCGCAUUGAUUUUACUGACAAUCAUUUUACUGACAAUUAUCUCACCGACAGACGUAUUUUGCCGAAAAUCAUCUCACCUACAAGGGAAUUUAUGAUUAAAGUUAGGGUUAGGUAA